Drosophila navojoa is the source of this 1029-nucleotide messenger RNA. Its product is annotated as transcription factor HLF. The record is from RefSeq and is a predicted model, not a curated record. Gene Ontology annotation, biological process: regulation of transcription by RNA polymerase II. Gene Ontology annotation, cellular component: nucleus. Lineage: Eukaryota; Metazoa; Arthropoda; Insecta; Diptera; Drosophilidae. Gene Ontology annotation, molecular function: DNA-binding transcription factor activity, RNA polymerase II-specific; RNA polymerase II cis-regulatory region sequence-specific DNA binding.
CCAGUUAUAUGAAACCCUUAUAACUGUGCAGCAAAAUAAAUGUCAUUCAACAUGGAAAAGUGUCAUGUAUUUGACGAAUAAUUACCGUCAACAUUGCGUGAUUGGCUGAAUCAAGCGGAAGGCGGCCUGUGGCGCUAUGACUUAGAUUUGGUCCCAACUGGUUUAGGGCUUAGGGUUGAGGCUUCGGCUUGUGGCUCUGGUGGUGGUUGGGGGCUGCCCUUUUGGAGCUGCCGUUUUUGUGUGUGACAACAACCUAUAAUUACUUGGCAGUCAGACCUUCGGGUGCAGCUGAAGCCGCUCGCUCGAAUCAGGAAUACGCGCCGCAGGCUCAAACACAACGCGGCCGUCGGCGUGCACGGUAGUCCCAAGUCCCAAUAGUUUGUCUCCGGAAAUUCUGGGAGCUGCUCACAAUGUACUCGCCGGCUAAAUCGCCCAUCGUGGACGUCACCGAAACCAUCUCCCUGCACAGUGAACUGGACGUCGAACUGGAGCCGAGCUGCAACACCAACUUUACGAUACCUUCGACGCAUAAUCUGCGCAUGCCGCUGCCUGGACUCGCACUGCCCAAUCUUCUGGCGUCCAAGAGCAAUGGCAACUUGGGCGCUGCCACGUUACCCGCCUUUGAAUAUAUUGCGCCCCCGAAUCAUGCGAUGCAGUCUUUUGAUUUUCCGCUCAUGGAGCUGAAUCGUGUUGGCAUGUUUCCCGGAUUUCUGCAUCGACGGGCGCGCGGCGAAAAGCGGCCCAUACCAGAUGCCCAAAAGGACGCCAAAUACUAUGAGCGACGCAAACGCAACAAUGAGGCGGCCAAGAAGUCGAGGGACGCACGCAAGAUCCGCGAGGAUCGGAUUGCGUUUCGUGCCGCGCUCCUCGAGCAGGAGAACUCCAUACUGCGCGCCCAGGUUCUGGCAUUGCGCGAUGAGCUGCAGACGGUGCGGCAGCUGCUCGGCGCCACAGCGGGCGGCAUGCUGGGCGUGGCUAGGCAAGUCUGAUCCAAGAAUGGAUACGAGUGUGUAAAUAUGUAUAUGUGCA